Messenger RNA from Arabis nemorensis, 534 nucleotides. Lineage: Eukaryota; Viridiplantae; Streptophyta; Magnoliopsida; Brassicales; Brassicaceae. The record is from the annotation of a GenBank genome assembly.
AUGGUGGUUGAUAACUGGACUAAGUCAGCAAUGAGAGACGGCGGAGUUGUGGCGGAGCUACUCCUUAGGCUCAAGGAAGCUCACGUCACGCCGGUAUUUCUCGCAAAUCCAUCCAUGGAGACUCUCCGGUGGGGAAUCCGGCAGCCUCGGUCCCGAUCCACGAGAUACGACGGCGAUUCGACCAAAAUCUCGAGAUGUAGUACCAAUACACCACUCUCGUGGACGGACGGUCCCGGUGGUUCCGCAGAUUGUUACGAGUCCACGAGCCGUCAAAUCAACGAAUCCUUAGCCGUCGGAUCCAAAUCAACGGAGACUGGAUUGGUUGAGUUUAGAGCCAUGUUCAGGGAGAAUGACAAGUUAAAGAGAAUUAAGGUUACGCACCAGAUUCACGAGCAGCCUCAUCAUCAUCAAGACUCUUCAGAGACCAGUUUCCUACUUCCAGAUCUCAAUAUGAUUCCAUCUCAAAAUGAUAACCUUAAUCAUUAUUUUUCUCCACAUGUUGAGACUUUGCGUGGAAGUAUAAAGAUAAGCUGA